Messenger RNA from Acipenser ruthenus (sterlet), 1938 nucleotides. Its product is annotated as tumor necrosis factor receptor superfamily member 5-like. Gene Ontology annotation, biological process: inflammatory response; cellular response to interleukin-1; CD40 signaling pathway. The transcript is spliced from 9 exons. The coding region runs from base 148 to 1023 and encodes 291 amino acids. The record is from RefSeq and is a predicted model, not a curated record. NCBI's taxonomy places the organism in Eukaryota, Metazoa, Chordata, Actinopteri, Acipenseriformes, Acipenseridae. Gene Ontology annotation, molecular function: antigen binding; signaling receptor activity; protein binding. Gene Ontology annotation, cellular component: external side of plasma membrane; CD40 receptor complex.
GGGACUGUCUAAAGCAGACUGAACUCAGACUGACUCGAACGUACAGAAGUGGUGGGCGUCUUUGUUGAUCUCGGUAUUGCUGUGCAAAACCAUAUUGUUUUAUUUUACUGAUCGAUUUUUUGUUUUUGCGUUUACCUGAGAAGAGAAAUGCAUUUUGCCUCGGUACUCAUUGUGAAGAUGGCUAUCGUCUUCUUUCAGGGGUGCAGAUCCGCUCCGACCUGUGGACCGGUACAAUACCUUGAUGAAAACAAUAAGUGCUGUGAAAAGUGUCCGAUGGGUGAGAAGAGAGUGUCUGGAUGUGAAAGCCCAAUAUGUGUACCUUGUGGGGAUGGAGAGUACAUGCCAGAAUACAACCCCAAGACAUCCUGCAUUGUGAAGACAUACUGUGAUCCAAAUCUUAACUUUGUUUAUAAGACUCAUGGGAGCCGUGUUGAAAAUGCACAGUGUUUAUGCAAAGAAGGGACCCAUUGCUCCAGUGUGGACUGUGACACCUGCAAUGCAAACACAGAAUGUGACAAAGGACAUGGAGUCAAGGCAGCAGCUACUGAGCAGAAAGACACUGAGUGUGAGGCGUGCCCUAAGAACUACUACUCCAACAUCACGUCAGCAAAAGAGCCCUGCAUCCAGUGGACAUUGUGUGCACCAGGACUCAUCGUGAAAAUAGAAGGCACAGCAACCUCUGAUGUCGUGUGUGGUCCCGGUGAACGAGACGAGAGAGUUGCCAUGGCAGUCUGGAUUACAGUGGGGGUUCUUGCAGUUCUGGUAGCAGUGGGCUUUAGUGUUUACACACAAAGAGCAAAGCUGACAGAGCACUGCAAAAAGCAUAAGGGACAAUACCACACAGUGCCAGCGCCAGCUAAGGAAGCCAACAACCCUGUAGAGAUGGAUGACCAGCAGCCUCUCGAGGAACCAGAACCCAAGAGUCCCACUGAGGAAACUCUGUCCGACGGGAAAAGGCUGGUGACCCAGGAGGUGGGGAAGGACUCACACAUGCCAGAGCAAGAUUCACAAGACUUCCGCUAAUGAGGAGAAGCCAGCAGACAAGCAGCUGUGAGAUGAGGAGGCAACACUAACCCUGGACUGCACGCAUCAAUUCAUUACACCUCCCAGGGGCUAGGGGGCAGUAUGCUGUGUUCUGCAAAGAUUACAGCUUUUUGUGGAGUAUAAGACAAUUGCAUCUCUGCACAGCAGUGAAUGACAGUGGUCAGAAAACGGGAGGACUGGAGCAUUAAAUGUUUGUUGUGUUUUCAUUGUAAAUACACUUCUUUUUUUUUUUUUUGCCCGUAUUUAUAUCUUAAUUUCAACACGGGUCAAAGCAGGCUAAAUUUCCCUAUACCUUGCAGUACCAGAAAAAAACAUAAGAGCAUUCACGAAUGAGAGGAGGCCGUUCAGCCCAUGUAAGCUCGUCCGGUUCCUAACAGCUGUUUGAUCUCAGAACUUUGUCAAGUUGGGUCUUAAAGUGAUUCAGCAUCAACAACAUGACUAGGUAACCUUUUCCAUCCCCUCCCCACUCCCGAAGAAGUGUCUCCUUCCCACUGUCCUAAGAACUAACAGGCAAGGGCAGCUACAAUAGGACGAGGCUGCUAUGUGUAGAAUGGUAUCAACGCGUUAGCAUUAACAUCCACACUGCUGGUAAUCCAUCGCAGUACCAUUCUACUGUGGAUCAGCCUGCUACUGAAUCAGCAGGACCACACUGCAAUGCCUGUUCCAAAUUCAUUGGCUUUCAAAAGUUUAAACAUUUUCAAUAUAUUAAACAACUUUCAAUGAUCUUCAUAGGCAAGCAUUUUGCAGCAACAUAAAAAAAAAAACAUGAAGAAAUGUCAUUUUUUAAAGUAUUAAUGUUGUACAGUAGGUUUCUGGUUUGAUAUUGUGAUGUUCUCCAAAAGGGUGCUGUCCUUUAUUAAAUGUAUAUAUGUACUUAAUAAAACAUUAGUCAUG